Molecule: messenger RNA, 654 nt
Organism: Carlito syrichta (Philippine tarsier)
Lineage: Eukaryota; Metazoa; Chordata; Mammalia; Primates; Tarsiidae
Gene: MAJIN
Product: membrane anchored junction protein
Exons: 8
Biological process (GO): homologous chromosome pairing at meiosis; meiotic attachment of telomere to nuclear envelope
Cellular component (GO): nuclear inner membrane
Molecular function (GO): DNA binding
Source: RefSeq, a predicted model, not a curated record
AUGAGUUUAAAACCCUUUACCUACCCGUUUCCAGAGACCAGGUUUCUUCAUGUGGGACCCAAUGUGUAUAAAUUCAAAAUCAGAUAUGGCAACAGCAUCAGAGGAGAAGAGACAGAAAAUAAAGAAGUCAUCAUCCAGCAACUGGAGGAUUCCAUCCGUGCGGUCUUGGGAAACUUGGACAAUCUGCAGCCGUUUGCUACAGAACACUUCAUUGUGUUUCCCUAUAAAAGCAAGUGGGAGAGAGUUUCCCACCUGAAAUUCAAACAUGGAGACGUUGUCUUGGUCCCCUACCCGUUUGUUUUCACUCUCUAUGUAGAAAUGAAAUGGUUUCAUGAAAACUUGUCGCCCGGGAAACCAAUAAAUGGCAGUCCUCUGGGGUUGGUCCUAACUGAGGAGAAAGCGUCAGGAGCCCUGAUGAGGAAACGAAAAUGCAUGGAAGAAUCCAGUUCCCCCAUCAGGCCAGGCCUGGACAGAACAGUCAAGGAAAAACCCAGCAGGAAUGGCAGGAGACCCUAGCCCCUGAAAUCGCUGAUGUCCAGACACCGGAUUCUAAGUUGGGGGACAGCCUGACAGUGCUAGCCGUUCCAUCACUGCAGCAAAACAAUACACCUCUAUUGAAAGAGCCGGGAACCAGUGGCUUCUUUGGGUUUCUAA